Messenger RNA from Ziziphus jujuba (common jujube), 1772 nucleotides. Its product is annotated as protein-tyrosine-phosphatase IBR5. The record is from RefSeq and is a predicted model, not a curated record. Gene Ontology annotation, biological process: auxin-activated signaling pathway; abscisic acid-activated signaling pathway; negative regulation of MAP kinase activity. The coding region runs from base 571 to 1389 and encodes 272 amino acids. NCBI's taxonomy places the organism in Eukaryota, Viridiplantae, Streptophyta, Magnoliopsida, Rosales, Rhamnaceae. Gene Ontology annotation, molecular function: protein tyrosine/serine/threonine phosphatase activity; MAP kinase phosphatase activity. Gene Ontology annotation, cellular component: nucleus. The transcript has 5 exons.
UUCCGUUUCCUUAUCAGACUUGUACACACACACACACACACAUAUCUUUAUCUCUCUCUCUCUCUCUCUAUGUAUCACAUGCCUCAUCACCAAAAUCAAACAGGUCUCGCUCCACGUCCUGUAAGGAUUAUAUAUCUAUAAUAUUUUUAUUGUGUGUGCAACUCUGAACUCUGUCUGAUCUCGUGCCUUCGUUAUUCCACCGAUAUAAGGACAACGUUUUGAGACCCAAAAGCCAAAAUCCAAUAACUCCAGCUCACUCAAUCUGAGCACUGAAGCUUCGUCGUAACGCCCUCUGCUAAGCUUCUCUCUCUUUAUUGCACUUUGACGAGCACAGUCACCCAAAAAAAAAAAAAGCCCAACUUUUUUUUUUUUGAACUUUUUUUUUUUGUCAUACUCUAUCCGAAUCUACAUCUAUUCGAUAUAUAUAUAUAUAUAUAUAUAUGGGAGCCUUUUUUUUCUUUUCUUUUUUUUGGUGAUUUUGUGAUCUGGGUCUUCAUUGUUUUUGGAAUUGGAAGGCGUUUCCUUAUCUGGGUCUGAGCCAAAUCCCCUGUUUUAUUUUUUGUUAAGACUAUGAGGAAGAGGGAGAGAGAGAACCCUUGUGGGGUUUGUGGCCACUAUCACAAGUACGAAGAAGGGGAGGUCUGUGGGGUCUGUGGUCAUCGAAUUCCAGCCUCUUCGGAGAAAACUUCGAUCCAAGUCAGCGCCUUUCCCUCUGAGAUCUUGCCUGAAUUUCUCUAUUUGGGGAGCUAUGAUAACGCCUCUCGCUCUGAACUUCUCAAGACUCAGGGAAUCUCUCGUGUUCUCAAUACGGUACCUGCCUGUCAAAAUCUCUACAAGAACUCUUUCACCUAUCACUGCCUCCAAUAUGACAAAAUUUUGCCCUUUGAUGAUGCAAAUAAAUUUUUAGAGCAAUGUGAACAGGAUAAAGCUCGUGUUCUAGUACAUUGUAUGUCUGGGAAAAAUAGAUCACCAGCUAUUGUAAUAGCAUACUUGAUGAAAUCAAAAGGAUGGAGACUUGCUCAGAGUUAUCAGUGGGUGAAAGAGCGGAGACCGUCUGUUGACUUAACUGAAGCCGUGUACCAGCAACUGCAGGAGUACGAGAAGAAUAUCUUUGGAUCAAUCGAUAGUAACAACUCUGCCUUGCCGGUCUUCCCGCCUGCUGCUCCUCCUCCAUUUAGCUUCGGCUUCGCAAAGAUUAAUGAUCCAGCUCCCGUCCCUGCUUUCAACAGUGCCGGGGCUACCUCCAUUUUCAGCCGCCCUUCUUUAAAUGUACCUCCACAGGAGUUCACAUUUGGAGCCAGCCCCACACCGAAAGAUAUCCCUGGAAACCCUGUUAACGACAAUCUGCCAAAUUCAAAUGCUAGUGACAUUCAGAUGGAUAGUUCUUGAUUUGAAUAUUUUGUUGGGUAAAACUUGCUGGUCAGAAGCUUAAGUCCUCAAGUUAGAUAAGUUGUAUCUGAAUUUGGAUGUAAAGCUUUGGUUUAUAAGAUUUGACACGGAAGCAUAAGUCGUGAGGUUGCCUUGAUUUCUCAGAGUGUGAUUUUGUAAGUUCAUCAAUUUUUCAUUGACUCGUCCUAAUACAAAAGUGAUCACGACUUGAGAGAAUUUUUCUUCUGUUUUUUUUUUUUUUUUUUUUUUUAAAAGCUCAAUUUUGGUGUAUUUGUGGAUGCACAUUUUAGAUCAUGUCUAGUCUUAUAUUUAAUGGUUGAACCUUUUGCAACAUUUUUGUAAUCUCUAUUUUCUCUAUUUUGUAUAAAAUUACAUUAUGAUGA